This is a messenger RNA of Cyprinus carpio (common carp), 1154 nucleotides long. RefSeq names its product tropomyosin 4a (gene tpm4a). Gene Ontology annotation, molecular function: actin filament binding. The record is from RefSeq and is a predicted model, not a curated record. Gene Ontology annotation, cellular component: actin filament. Gene Ontology annotation, biological process: actin filament organization; muscle contraction. NCBI's taxonomy places the organism in Eukaryota, Metazoa, Chordata, Actinopteri, Cypriniformes, Cyprinidae.
UUGGGUUAUGUAAAGCGAUCCAGCAUUGGUUGCAGACAGCAUCAGCUGCAUUCUUCUCCUCUCCUAAAUCCCUUGCAUCCAUUAGUCUGACCACAGUUUCGGCUGAAGGACCAAGAACUGCACUUCGUUUGUAGCUCCUUUGAAUUUCAUAUUCAACCCAGACACUAGAUCAACAACCUGCAACCAUGGAGGCCAUCAAGAAGAAGAUGCAGAUGCUCAAACUGGACAAGGAGAAUGCCAUAGACCGAGCUGAGCAGGCCGAGACGGAACAGAAAGCUGCUGAGGACAAAUGCAAGCAGCUGGAGGAUGAACUGGUUGGCCUGCAGAAAAAGCUCAAACAGACUGAAGAUGAACUGGACAAGUACUCAGAGGCCCUGAAAGAUGCCCAAGAGAAACUGGAAAUGUCUGAGAAAAAAGCUGCUGAUGCUGAGGGUGAUGUGGCGGGCCUGAACCGCAGGAUUCAGCUGGUGGAGGAGGAACUGGAUCGUGCUCAGGAGAGGCUGGCAACUGCACUGCAGAAACUGGAAGAGGCGGAGAAAGCAGCAGACGAGAGUGAGAGAGGCAUGAAGGUAAUCGAGAACCGUGCCACAAAGGAUGAGGAGAAGAUGGAGAUCCAGGAGAUGCAGCUGAAGGAGGCCAAACAUAUCGCCGAGGAGGCCGACCGCAAAUACGAAGAGGUGGCCCGUAAACUGGUGAUUCUCGAGGGGGAGCUGGAGCGAGCUGAGGAGAGAGCCGAAGUCGCUGAAUGCAAAGCUAGUGAUUUGGAGGAGGAAUUGAAAAACGUUACCAACAACCUUAAAUCCCUAGAGGCUCAGGCAGAGAAAUACUCAGAAAAAGAAGACAAGUAUGAAGAGGAAAUCAAAGUCUGCGACAAGCUGAAGGAGGCUGAGACCCGCGCAGAGUUUGCAGAGAGGACAGUGGCCAAACUGGAAAAAUCCAUUGACGACCUGGAAGAUGAACUCUAUGCUCAGAAGCUGAAGUAUAAAGCCAUUUCUGAGGAGCUGGACCAUGCGCUAAAUGACAUGACCUCCCUGUAGAUCCAUCUCUGUCCUGCUCUGCUGCACUUCCUGCUAUCUUAGAUUUCUAGACACUUUCUUGCUUCAUUUUCUUCAAUGUGCCUUUGCAAGUCUCAAUAAAACACUCCUGUUGUUUCA